AUGCUCUAUGUUUUUGAGCUAGCCUGGGGCGUGCCGCAUGAACCAGAGAAAUUUGUGCAAGAAGCGGUAACAGCAGGUCACCCAUCUCAAUAUGAAUCCUUUUUGCCGAAGAUUCUCCAUCAAGCCCUUGAAGCGCACAAAGCCCUGAGCGACGCUGAGCUAGUUAAGUUAAGAUUGAAGUGGGUUAAGAAAUGGACUGAAAGAUCCCAGACUCUAGAGCUCAGAGCCUCGGAAAGAGACCUUAAAGCUAGCCUCCCGCAACAUGCAAAGACCAUCCUAAAGGAUAAGAAGAUUGCCUUGUGGAAGGAAAUGCUCGAAGAUCUUCAGUACGAAGAUAUGGGAGUAGUGGAUGAGUUGGUAGAGGGCACAAAACUCCUAGGUGAAGUUCCGCUAACCAAUGUUUUUCCGCAGCACUUCAAGCCCGCAGAGUUUUCAGUAGAAGACGCAAAACAGGAGUCUCAGACCCUAAGAGAAGUUGUUCUUAAAAAGACUAGAUCCUCAGGAGAUAGAGACUUGGAUGCAGAGGUCUUUGAGAAAACCAUAGAGGAAGUGAGUAAAGGUUGGCUGGCGGGGCCCAUGGAGCUUAGCUCCCUUCCAGAGCCCUCUCUGAUAGGUCGACGAUUCGGCUUGAAGCAAGGUCCAAAAACCCGCUUGAUCGAUGACUUGACUGUAGGAGGCCAGAAUGGAACGGUCCAGAGCAAUGAAUCGCCCAAGCCCCAAGGACCAGAUGUCAUUGCUGCAAUAUUAAUAGGCCUCAUGAAAGUGCUACCGGGUGAAUCCGUGGAAGGCCGUGCUUACGACCUCAAGUCGGCGUAUAAACAGCUGGCAAUUUGUGAAAGUGAUCUAUGGGCAGCCUUUGUUUCCUGCUUUAACCCCAAGACCAAGUCACCUUCCAUCUUUCAAUUAAAGGCGGUCCCGUUUGGAGCAACGAGAGCUGUCUAUUGGUUCUUAAGGGUGGUAAGGUCAAUAUGGUAUAUCGGUGUAGUGGGGCUGAAGCUACCUUGGUCCUGCUUCUUCGACGACUUUGUGGUCUUCUCUAAGCAAGGCAUGGUUAAAUCCACUGACGCUGCAGUCACCGCCUUGUUCCGUUUGAUUGGCUGGAAAUUUGCCGAAGAAGGCGAAAAGUGUCAGCAGUUCUCAUCCGAGGUGUCAGCGCUAGGCAUAAAAGUUUGUUUAAAAGACUUUAGCAGAGGCAAGGUAUACUUCGACAACACAGAAAAGCGCAAGCAAGACUUGUCAGACUUAAUCCAAGAGACCUUGAAGUCCAAAAAUGUGACGCAGAAAGAAGGUCAGGUGUUGAGGGGCAAGCUACAAUUUGCAGACUCUCAGGUGUAUGGUCGGUUGAGUAAGUUGUGCCUAGCUGAAGUUUCAAAACUUUGCGCCAGUGGUGGCAAAGCCCUGGACGGGCAAGCAGAAAUGGCCCUCAAAAGGUUUUUGGGUUUCCUGAGCUCCGGAAAGCCUAGAGUCUUGUCGUGUCAUACAGAUAGACCAUUCUUCUUGUUUACUGAUGCAUGCUUUGAACCCACUAGCCCAUUCUGGGCAUGCGGAUUGGGGGGCGUCUUGGUGAAUGACCAAGGCAUUCUGUUAGAGUUCUUUUCAUGCUCUUUAUCGGACGAGGAGAUGAAAAAACUUGGAAGUGAAUCCAAGAAGAGCAUCAUAUUCGAAGCUGAGCUUCUUGCCUUGAUCGUUGCAAUGUACCGCUGGUCGAGCGUGUUGAAAUCAGCUUCGUGCGUGUGCUAUAUUGAUAACAAUGCGGUGAGGGACGUAGCAAUAAGCGGACGAGCAAGGAAUGCAGCAGGUAUACAUCUUCUCGAGAGACUUUUGCAAGUCGAAAUGAGAUUGGGUGUGAAUGCUUGGUUCUGUAGAGUAGCCAGUGAGUCCAACAUAGCAGACUAUCCGUCCAGAAAUGAUCUAAGACUCUUCAAUGCGGUUCGACAAGUUGAGGUAAAACCGCUGAUAAGGCAGAUCUUAAAAGGUUUCGGAUAA
This is a messenger RNA of Durusdinium trenchii, 1986 nucleotides long. The record is from the annotation of a GenBank genome assembly. Lineage: Eukaryota; Dinophyceae; Suessiales; Symbiodiniaceae.